AUGGCGGGCACCGCCUCCCUCCGCGGAAGAGACUGGAUUCACUUUGGCCUGCGCAUCCUCUUCUGCGCAUCCGCGAUUGCUCUUCUGGCCGUCACAGCACGCCUAGCAACAGGAUGGGGAGGAGACAAUGAAGAACCGCCGAUUGUGCUUCCCUUUUUUCUAGCAACAGCUUCUCUGGCUAUCGUCACAGACAUCCUCGCUCUAUUCUUGCUUUUCCGGUAUAUAGGUUUCAUCACGGCGAUGGCCAUCCUCGACAUCCUCAUCAUCAUCCUCUGCGCUAUUGGGGCUGCCUCCCUUACAACGGGGGACUUUGCUUUCUACUGGGGUCUUUUCUACCAUGAUUACCCGUCAGUGUUGGAGCAGGCGGAGGUUAUCGUCUUUGCGUUGAAUAUUCUUGUUGCGGGGCGGUUGGUGGAUGAGGGUGAUAAGGAGGUGCCGAUGCAGGCGCAGCACUGCUACCAAUAG
Molecule: messenger RNA, 465 nt
Organism: Aspergillus viridinutans
Lineage: Eukaryota; Fungi; Ascomycota; Eurotiomycetes; Eurotiales; Aspergillaceae
Exons: 3
Coding region: 1-465 (154 amino acids)
Source: RefSeq, a predicted model, not a curated record